CUCUCAGGGUUGCUUGCGUUGUCACAUGAUCUCACUUUUCUCAUGUGACACAUUUCCUAUUGCAAUAUUGCACGAUCGGCAGUACGAUGAGAGGGCUGACCCUUCUCCCCCUGUUGGUGGCCAUUGUACACUGUGAUACUCUGUAUUUCCGACCACGGGAAAGUCCGGUCUCUGGAGUUUCCUGUCCAGACAACAAAACUGUAUGUCCUGAUGGCAGCACCUGUUGUGCAGGGAAAACUGAAGAAUAUCUUUGCUGUCCUCUCAGCAGCGCUGUAUGCUGUAGUGACAAAAUUCACUGUUGCCCCAUGGGAUACGAGUGUAAUGUAACCACGUCACAAUGCCAGAAAGGGGCCUUAAUUCAAUCGUGGAUUCCAAGCAAAGAUUAUAAGAAGAAAGCGUCCCUAAUUUCUGGUAAUGUAAUGUGCCCCGAUGGUCAACACGAAUGUAAGGAUGGACAGACCUGUUGUAAACUGGCCAGUGGACAGUGGGGAUGCUGUCCCAUUCCUAAGGCUGUGUGCUGUAGUGAUGGAAAACACUGUUGUCCAGAAAGCACCAAAUGUGAGGUCUCCCAGGGGAAAUGUAUGAGGGGAACUGGAGAAAUGUUGGACUGGUUUGAGAAAGAGCCAGCAUUGCUGAGAUCUGAAAAUGUGGUUUGUCCUGACGGUCAGUCAGAAUGCAAGAGCGGACAGACAUGUUGUAAAUUGGCCUCUGGGAAUUAUGGAUGCUGUCCCAUCCAAAAGGCUGUUUGCUGCAGUGACAUGAAACACUGCUGUCCAGAAGGAACAACAUGUGAUGUGUCCUCUGGGAAGUGUAACAGAGGCAACACUUAUGUGAUGGACUGGAUGGACAAACAGCCUGCUGUGGUCAGGGCUGGGAGUGUGAUGUGUCCCGAUGGUCAACAUGAAUGUAAGGACAGACAGACCUGUUGUAAACUGGCCAGUGGACAGUGGGGAUGCUGUCCCAUUCCUAAGGCUGUGUGCUGUAGUGAUGGUAAGCACUGUUGCCCAGAAAGCACCAAAUGUGAGGUCUCCCAGGGGAAAUGUAUGAGGGGAACUGGAGAAAUGUUGGACUGGUUUGAGAAAGAGCCAGCUUUGCUGAGAUCUGAAAAUGUGGUUUGUCCUGACGGUCAGUCAGAAUGCAAAUCUGGACAGACAUGUUGUAAAUUGGCCUCUGGGAAUUAUGGAUGCUGUCCCAUCCCAAAGGCUGUUUGCUGCAGUGACAUGAAACACUGCUGUCCAGAAGGAACAACAUGUGAUGUGUCCUCUGGGAAGUGUAACAGAGGCAACACUUAUGUGAUGGACUGGAUGGACAAACAGCCUGCUGUGGUCAGGGCUGGGAGUGUGAUGUGUCCCGAUGGUCAACAUGAAUGUAAGGACAGACAGACCUGUUGUAAACUGGCCAGUGGACAGUGGGGAUGCUGUCCCAUUCCUAAGGCUGUUUGCUGUAGUGAUGGAAAACACUGUUGCCCAGAGAGCACCAAAUGUGAGGUUUCCCAGGGGAAAUGUAUGAGGGGAACUGGAGAAAUGUUGGACUGGUUUGAGAAAGAGCCAGCAUUGGUGAGAUCUGAAAAUGUGGUUUGUCCUGACGGUCAGUCACAAUGCAAAUCUGGACAGACAUGUUGUAAAUUGGCUUCUGGGAAUUAUGGAUGCUGUCCUAUACCAAAGGCUGUUUGCUGCAGUGACAUGAAACACUGCUGUCCAGAAGGAACAACAUGUGAUGUGUCCUCUGGGAAGUGUAAGAGAGGCAACACUUAUGUGAUGGACUGGAUGGACAAACAGCCUGCUGUGGUCAGGGCUGGGAGUGUGAUGUGUCCUGAUGGUCAACAUGAAUGUAAGGACGGACAGACCUGUUGUAAACUGGCCAGUGGACAGUGGGGAUGCUGUCCCAUUCCUAAGGCUGUGUGCUGUAGUGAUGGUAAGCACUGUUGCCCAGAAAGCACCAAAUGUGAGGUCUCCCAGGGGAAAUGUAUGAGGGGAACUGGAGAAAUGUUGGACUGGUUUGAGAAAGAGCCAGCAGUGCUGAGAUCUGAAAAUGUGGUUUGUCCUGACGGUCAGUCACAAUGCAAGAGCGGACAGACAUGUUGUAAAUUGGCUUCUGGGAAUUAUGGAUGCUGUCCCAUCCCAAAGGCUGUUUGCUGCAGUGACAUGAAACACUGCUGUCCAGAAGGAACAACAUGUGAUGUGUCCUCUGGGAAGUGUAAGAGAGGCAGCACUUAUGUGAUGGACUGGAUGGACAAACAGCCUGCUGUGGUCAGGGCUGGGAGUGUGAUGUGUCCCGAUGGUCAACAUGAAUGUAAGGACGGACAGACCUGUUGUAAACUGGCCAGUGGACAGUGGGGAUGCUGUCCCAUUCCUAAGGCUGUUUGCUGUAGUGAUGGAAAACACUGUUGUCCAGAAGGAACAACAUGUGAUGUGUCCUCUGGGAAAUGUAAUAGAGGUAGCACUUAUGUGAUGGACUGGAUGGACAAACAGCCUGCUGUGGUCAGGGCUGGGAGUGUGAUGUGUCCCGAUGGUCAACAUGAAUGUAAGGACGGACAGACCUGUUGUAAACUGGCCAGUGGACAGUGGGGAUGCUGUCCCAUUCCUAAGGCUGUUUGCUGUAGUGAUGGAAAACACUGCUGCCCAGAAAACACCAAAUGUGAGGUCUCCCAGGGGAAAUGUAUGAGGGGAACUGGAGAAAUGUUGGACUGGUUAAAGAAAGAGCCAGCAGUGCUGAGAUCGAAAAAUGUGGUUUGUCCUGAUGGUCAGUCAGAAUGCAAAUCUGGACAGACAUGUUGUAAAUUGGCCUCUGGGAAUUAUGGAUGCUGUCCUAUACCAAAGGCUGUUUGCUGCAGUGACAUGAAACACUGCUGUCCAGAAGGAACAACAUGUGAUGUGUCCUCUGGGAAGUGUAAGAGAGGCAACACUUAUGUGAUGGACUGGAUGGACAAACAGCCUGCUGUGGUCAGGACUGGGAGUGUGAUGUGUCCCGAUGGUCAACAUGAAUGUAAGGACGGACAGACCUGUUGUAAACUGGCCAGUGGACAGUGGGGAUGCUGUCCCAUUCCUAAGGCCGUUUGUUGCAAUGAUGGAAAACACUGCUGCCCAGAAAACACCAAAUGUGAAGUCUCCCAGGGGAAAUGUAUGAGGGGAACUGGAGAAAUGUUGGACUGGUUUGAGAAAGAGCCAGCAUUGGUGAGAUCUGAAAAUGUGGUUUGUCCUGAUGGUCAGUCAGAAUGCAAAUCUGGACAGACAUGUUGUAAAUUGGCUUCUGGGAAUUAUGGAUGCUGUCCUAUACCAAAGGCUGUUUGCUGCAGUGACAUGAAACACUGCUGUCCAGAAGGAACAACAUGUGAUGUGUCCUCUGGGAAGUGUAAGAGAGGCAACACUUAUGUGAUGGACUGGAUGGACAAACAGCCUGCUGUGGUCAGGGCUGGAAGUGUGAUGUGUCCCGAUGGUCAACAUGAAUGUAAGGACGGCCAGACCUGUUGUAAACUGGCCAGUGGACAGUGGGGGUGCUGUCCCAUUCCUAAGGCUGUGUGUUGCAGUGAUGGAAAACACUGCUGCCCAGAAAACACCAAAUGUGAGGUCUCCCAGGGGAAAUGUAUGAGGGGAACUGGAGAAAUGUUGGACUGGUUUGAGAAAGAGCCAGCAUUGGUGAGAUCUGAAAAUGUGGUUUGUCCUGAUGGUCAGUCAGAAUGCAAGAGCGGACAGACAUGUUGUAAAUUGGCCUCUGGGAAUUAUGGAUGCUGUCCUAUACCAAAGGCUGUUUGCUGCAGUGACAUGAAACACUGCUGUCCAGAAGGAACAACAUGUGAUGUGUCCUCUGGGAAGUGUAAGAGAGGCAGCACUUAUGUGAUGGACUGGAUGGACAAACAGCCUGCUGUGGUGAGGGCUGGGAGUGUGAUGUGUCCCGAUGGUCAACAUGAAUGUAAAGACGGCCAGACCUGUUGUAAACUGGCCAGUGGACAGUGGGGAUGCUGUCCCAUUCCUAAGGCUGUUUGCUGUAGUGAUGGUAAACAUUGUUGCCCAGAAAGCACUAAAUGUGAGGUCUCCCAGGGGAAAUGUAUUAGAGCGGACAGUCUGAGCAUGGACUGGUUUGAGAAGUUGCCAGCUCUGAGAACCCGAAAUGUUGUCUGUCCUGACGGACAAUCCCAGUGCAAGGAUGGACAGACUUGCUGUAAGCUGGCUACUGGUCAAUAUGGCUGCUGUCCUAUUCCAAAGGCUGUCUGCUGCAGUGAUGGAAAGCACUGUUGUCCAGAAAACACUCAGUGUGAUGUGUCCUCAGGAAAAUGCAAGCGAGGAGACGAAUUAUCAAUGGAUUGGUUUGCAAAGCUGCCAGCUUUGAGAUCCAAAAAUGUGGUUUGUCCUGAUGGCCAGUCAGAAUGCAAGACCAGUCAGACAUGUUGUAAAUUGGCCUCUGGAAACUAUGGAUGCUGCCCUAUACCAAAAGCAGUUUGCUGUAGUGACAUGAAACACUGUUGUCCAGAAAACACCAAGUGUGACGUCUCAUCUGGGAAGUGUACGAGAGGGGACGGUCUCAUCGUGGACUGGUUUGAGAAAAUGCCACUGGCUGUGAGGUCAAGAGGUCAGGGGGAGGCUUCCUCCGUCAUGUGCCCCGACGGUGCCUCAGAGUGCGAAGAUGGGCAAACAUGUUGUCUGUUAGCCAGUGGAAAAUACGGCUGUUGCCCUAUUCAAGAUGCCGUCUGCUGCUCUGACCAUGUCCACUGUUGCCCCCAAGGAACCAAAUGCGACAUUCAGGAAAAGAAAUGCAUAGGGAAACCCGCAGCCAACCUAGGGGUCAUCUCCAUGGAUAUGAUCCAGAUUCAGGGCAAAGGUCAAGAGAAGUCCCAUCUGGAACUCUUGUUAAAACUUCCUACCGAGAAUGUAGAAUGUCCAGAUGGACAGUCGGAAUGUAAGACUGGACAGACUUGCUGUAAAACGGCCGCUGGAAAUUAUGGAUGUUGCCCACUGCCAAAGGCUGUUUGCUGCAGUGACAUGAAACACUGCUGUCCAGAAGGAACAACAUGUGAUGUGUCCUCUGGGAAGUGUAAGAGAGGCAACACUUAUGUGAUGGACUGGAUGGACAAACAGCCUGCUGUGGUCAGGGCUGGGAGUGUGAUGUGUCCCGAUGGUCAACAUGAAUGUAAAGACGGACAGACCUGUUGUAAACUGGCCAGUGGACAGUGGGGAUGCUGUCCCAUUCCUAAGGCUGUUUGCUGUAAUGAUGGAAAACACUGCUGCCCAGAAAACACCAAAUGUGAGGUCUCCCAGGGGAAAUGCACUAGAGGAACUGGACUAGUUUUGGACUGGUUUGAGAAGCUGCCAGCUCUAAAGAGACCUGGUCUUGUAGAGUUGAUAAAAAAGGAUAAUACUAUAGUGUGUCCAGACCAGAAGACAUCUUGUCCAGAUAAAAAUACAUGCUGUAAAAACAAGGAAGGCAAAUUUGGAUGCUGUGCAUAUAACAAUGCUGUGUGUUGUAAGAGUGGAACGUACUGCUGCCCCAAGGGAUACAUUUGUGAUACCCUCCCAGAAAUCUGCCGCAUGCCAGAGGCGAAGGAAGCAUGGAAGAACACGGCCAAUAGGUUUAUACAAAACAUCCUGCGUAGAAAAGUUCAGGAGCAACCUUAAAUGCCAGAGAAAAAUAUUCACACGUUUUAAAAGUUACAUGAUUUGGUGCAAAUUAUUUUGUGAUAUUGGUCAAAGAGCUAAAUAUUGUUAAUAUCAGAAAAGCUUUUCAAAGUCUUUAUUUCAUUCUCAUCAUUAAUUUCCAAGUUACCAAGAGAACGGGUGUUAAUGAUAUUUUUCUGAUGCUGGUAGUUUUAGUUAUAAUUGUCAGACUAAUAGCUAGAAUUUUGGUGAUUAGGUAUGCACAUGUGAUUUUGAUGUGAUUGUAUAUACACAAUUUCUGAAUGUUACGUGUAUGAAACGACAAAAGUAGUAAGUUGUACUUACAAUUUUUUAUUCAUUUGGUGUUACUUUGUGUAAAUGUUACAAUUUGUGUGCGGCUUACGUUUUGAAAUAAAUGUUAGGGUUGCAAAACGAAUUUAUAAAGAAAGGCGGCCAUUUUAUUUCACUGCAUUUUUUUUUUACAUCAGGGUAAGAUAAUUAAAGAUAUAUUUAAGCACCUUUAAUUUGAAAGAAAGUUGAAUACUAUCUAGCUAGUGAUUUACCAAUUCAACUGUUUUAAUUUAAUUCAAACUUUGCUUUCACUAUUUAGUCUAGAUUUGUUCAUCCGUGUUAAACCAACUUAUAGAGUUUGUAGAAAUCUUUCUAAAUUUUUUCAGUAGAGUAACCUUGUGACAAAUUUUUCUUACCUGUAAAUCAUUAGUAAGAAAGAGUUUGCUAUCUCCUUGUAACUUAAACGCAAAUCAGCUUCUUGUUUAUAUAGAAUUGAGGAACGUUUUGUUUCCUUUUCUAGUCACCUGUUAUUAAAGUGUAAAUUAAAUGCAUUUGAUCCCAUUUUUUAAAUGAUUAUACAGUUUUUUGAGCUAUUCCUUAUUCUACCUGAAGUUUUAUUAAAAGCAUUUAACUUAAUCUACCUAUUCUAUUGUAUUAUAUAUAUACACGCCGAUAUUUAUUAAUUAAUUAGUAUACACACGUGCAUUAUAUAGGAAUCCACUAUGAUAAAAAAAAACUGUUCUGCCUUUUAAGCAAAAAAAAAAAAAAUGGAAAAAAUACUCAUGCAGGUCAUUUAAAACGUUUAUGUAUAUAUAUUUUGGGAUUGAAGUUUUCGUGCCACAAACUUUCUCAAAUAACUUUCAUGUUACAAUUAGUGUUACUGAUAUGUUGUGAACUAGUUCUGUCUCCAUUUUGAAGAGUUGUGUGUGCGUGGAUAUUUUGUGUUUGUGACAUAUCAUGUUUCAAAUCAUUUUAAUACCAACCAUGUGAAAGUAUGAAUCAUUAUGACUACAUUCCUUCUGUGUACAUAACUGAUGCUGUGUAUAUUAUAAUCCAUUAACGAUAAUAAAAAAUGGUACAACCACAAAU
Magallana angulata is the source of this 6968-nucleotide messenger RNA. Its product is annotated as neurogenic locus notch homolog protein 2-like. Lineage: Eukaryota; Metazoa; Mollusca; Bivalvia; Ostreida; Ostreidae. The record is from RefSeq and is a predicted model, not a curated record. Bases 87 to 5609 code for a protein of 1840 amino acids. The transcript is spliced from 26 exons. Gene Ontology annotation, cellular component: extracellular region.